Colletotrichum scovillei is the source of this 5017-nucleotide messenger RNA. RefSeq names its product transient receptor potential ion channel. The transcript is spliced from 2 exons. Bases 1123 to 3432 code for a protein of 769 amino acids. The record is from RefSeq and is a predicted model, not a curated record. Gene Ontology annotation, biological process: transmembrane transport; fungal-type cell wall biogenesis. Lineage: Eukaryota; Fungi; Ascomycota; Sordariomycetes; Glomerellales; Glomerellaceae.
CCCACAUUCGCACCUCGACGACGCACCACCCGGCUCCAAAGAUUGAAAUUACGACAGCCUGGGCCGACACCACCCAUUCGCGACCCCGUACGGUAAGGUACUACUACGUACGGCCCCCCCUCUACCCCUGUCCCCUUUACUACCCACAAAGUGGCGUAUCCACACACCAGACACAAGUCAAUCCACGGGAUUCCUGCUGUCCGCCUGUCGCAGACUGCGUCGCUCGCUCGCUCUCCCUUGGGCCUUUGCCUAUACCCACCAUCCUUCUACCCCCGUAUUCUGGCCCUUGUUGCCCGGUUUUCCCUGAAUCCGACCUUCCACCCGUCUUGGUUUUGGGUCCAGUCCUGCUUUUGCCUUUUGCUCACUCGAACCCAAGCACCAAGCAGAGGAAGCCGCACCAAGGAAGGAACCAAGGUUGCAGCCAGCCAGCAAGCACCUGCCACUCCCUCACACAGUGCCAUCCAGCAACCACCACCGGCGCCUCCUUUCAUCACUCCUUCCUUCCCCGUCCAGCCCUCCGCUUGGCGAUCUGCUUCCCUUCCCUCUCCCUUCCUUUCCCAAUUUCCUUUUAGCAACAAACAACAAAACUCACCAAACCCACCCAUCUUCAAUCCCAGCCCUUCCCUCAGGUCGACACCUAGCCCUGCGACUACCGAUUGAUUCGACGACAACGACGACACGAAUAUUGCCUUCGCUUCUUCCGUCGCCGCCUUCGAGAGGGACGCACUCUUCCAUUACCUCCAUCGCUCGCUUCGUUUUCUUCGCCGGAACAGGAGGAUUGACAGGAACAACCACCGCGCCAAACUCUCAAUUCGUCGGCAGAUAACCUUCGCUAGCACCUUUUUCCCUGCCACGGAAAACAAGCCAACCUUUGCGAAAUAACUACAGAGGCCUCGAGCCCGAUCGACGACCGCAUAAAUCCCUUCGCUUCUAACGAAUCGUCUUCUGUCGCCAAUACCGUCUGGAACGACGUCAACCCCCAUGAUAUUCUCGACCUAGACGGCUUCCAACCCCCCCCCGCAUCUUCCGCGCUCCAUCGUCUACCAACGACGACACUGGACUACAGUCAAGCGCAUCACCUCUUAUUCUAACCCAGACCAUCUCGACGACAUACCACCCACCAUGAGGUUGUCAUUCGCUAAGCCGUUGCUGCUGCUCGGCACCCUGGCCACCUACCUCACUACGCCAGUUCUUGCUGCUGAGCAGUUGCUCCAGUCAAACUCCCUCAACACCUGCCAGGAUGAUUCCAGCUUCACAGCCAGUCUGUUCAACGUCGUCUUCACCCCCGGCAAUGGAAGUGCCGCAAUCAACAUUGUCGCCGUCUCCUCUGUUCAGGGCAGCAUUGUCUUUGAUGUCUCUAUUUCCGCUUACGGUUACGAGUUCCUGAGGCGCACUGUUGACCCCUGCAGCAUCAACCUCGCUGGUCUGUGCCCCAUGACUGCCGGAAAGAUCACCAUGAACUUCAACUUGCCUGUUGGUGAGGAUGCCGUUGGCCAGAUUCCGGGCAUUGCCUACAACAUUCCCGAUCUCGACGCUACCGUCCGUGUCUUCGUCAACUUGACCGACACCUCCACUAGUGUGGCUUGCGUUGAGGCUGAUAUCUCCAACGGAAAGACGGUCGACUUGAUUGGUGUCAAGUGGGCUACCGCCAUCAUCGCCGGCUUGGGACUGAUUUCUUCCGCCGUUAUCUCUGGUCUCGGUCACACCAACACCGCUGCCCACGUUGCCGCCAACACGCUAUCGCUUUUCGGCUACUUCCAGUCUCAGGCUAUCGUUGGUCUCACCGGUGUUCACCUGCCGCCUAUUGUCCAGUCAUGGACUCAGGACUUCGUUUGGUCUAUGGGUAUCAUCCGCGUCCAGUUCAUGCAGGAUAUAUUCACAUGGUACCAGCGGGCAACUGGUGGAACUCCCUCCACUCUCCUCAACUCCUUGACGACCACUUCCGUCCAGGUUGAGAAGCGUUCCAUGGAUUGGGCCCUGUCGGCCGCUAGAAUGGCCAAGCGUGGCAUUUCUUCCGUUCCCUCCAUCAUCGCCAAGAGAGCCAACAUCCAGCUUUCCUCCGGCAGCUACAUCGUGUUCGGUAUCCAGAGAGUUGCCUUCCGCGCCAAGAUCGAAUCGACUAAUCUCUUCAUGACUGGCUUGUCCUUCUUCUGCGUUUUCGUCAUCUUCACCGUUCUUGGCGUCGCGGCCUUCAAGGGAUUCUGCGAGUUGGCUGUCCGACAGAAGUGGAUGAAGAGCGAGAAGUUCCUCGAGUUCCGCAACGGCUGGUUCACUGUCCUGAAGGGAAUUCUCUUCCGUAUGACGCUGAUUGGUUUCCCCCAAAUGACGAUUCUCUGCCUCUGGGAGUUCACUCAGGCUGACUCCGCGGCUGAGGUUGUUCUCGCUGUCUUCUUCCUCUUCGGUAUGGCUCUCACCCUCGGAUGGGCUUCCUUCAAGGUUAUCAGAAUCGCGCGUCGCUCCGUGGCCAUGCAUCGCAACCCGGCCUACAUCCUCUUCUCGGACCCCCAGGCCCUUAACAAGUGGGGUUUCCUCUACGUUCAGUUCCGCGCUUCAGCAUACUACUUCAUCGUCCCUACGCUUGGCUACACUGUUGUCAAGGGAAUGUUCGUCGCCUUUGCCCAACGCAACGGAACCAUUCAGGCCAUUGCCUUCGUCAUUAUUGAGGCUGCUGCGCUCAUCGCUGCCAGUGUUUUGCGCCCUUGGAUGGAUAAGAGCACCAACUCGUUCAACAUUGCCAUCUGCGUCAUGAACUUCCUCAACGCCGUUUUCCUGCUCAUCUUCUCCGACGUUUUCGGUGCCCCGGCUCUGGUAAACGGUAUCGUUGGUGUGGUUCUGUUCAUCGCCAACGCGGCCUUCGCUCUGAUCCUUCUGCUGCUUGUUAUUGUCAGCAGCACAUUGAUCUACUUCCGCAAGAACCCUGAUGCUCGCUACCAGUUCAUGGCCGAUGACCGAGCAUCCUUCAUGAAGUCCCAGACCCAGCUCAACACCACUACCGAGUUGGACGCUCUGGCUGCGACUGCCCGAGGUGACAAGGCCCACUACAACAAGGGACUCGACCUUGAUGACGACAAUGACUCCAUCUCUUCUGAGUCCAUGCGUCGCCGAGCGGACCCCUCUGGUGUUGCUCUGCCGCCAUCGACUGCCCAGUCAGCUGCGCCCUCUCAGCACUCUCUUCAGCGUCCUGGAGGUCAACAGCACGGCCAGGCGCCGCACUCGCCAGUGGACCCUUCGAUGCCUCUCUUCCCGGCAGACAACCGCAACCCCUAUGGACAAGGGCCGACUCGCACUCCCAGCCCAUACAACGGCUCCGCAUCAACGCUUGGUGCCAACAAUCACAACCAGUACCGCAACCAGAACAAUGCCAGCCCUGCGCAGUACCGUUCCCAAAACAACGCCAGCCCUUGGCAACGUGGUGCCGGAUAUGAGCACUAGAUAUGACUACACAUGAUGUUUGCCCGUUUUGAUGGGAGAUACCACAGUCCAAGGACAAAGCGCUAGGGAAUCUUGCCGGUUCUUCUGUAUAUGUGUUGGCAUUCUGGUCCACCCAAUCAUCUUGGGCACAUUUUCUCGGAUACACGAAAACACGAGGGAUUUUAACAGGAACCUCAAAUCCCAACCAGGACAGUAAUGAUGUGCCAUUGCGGGAAAGGAGACUUGAGCUCUCGCCUUGGGUUAUGACGCAAUGCAUCACAGGAUAGACGGAAUGGUAUCUUCCUUUUUUUACUUCUCUCAUCUCUAUGUUUCACACACUUGUGUCUGGCAUUGAAGACGGCGUCCCGAGAUCACGGCGUUGAUUAUUGUUUUUACGGGGUUGUCGGGCACGCUAAUCAGGAGGAUUGCUGCGCCGUACUGGGUUUUCUUGACUUUGUAAAUAAGUUGCUGAUGGCAAGAGAAAGGAUACCUCGCCAGCGAGUACAGCAGCGGUGGAAUUGGGCAGGCUAGGAAUUGGGAUAGGGGUUCACAAAAACAAGCCAGCUUCAAUGGCAAGAGGAAAGCAUAUCCAUCUGUGCCGAGGUCACACUCGGCUUGGAAGGUUUUGAUACUCUCAGGGAUAUGAUGAACCCCAUGAUAAGGAAAACAGACAAAAACCCUCACAAAAUAGCUAAUGAAUCCCUUUGUUACACAAGCUUCUCGGAGACACGCAAUGUCUCGGCCGAUUCCAGGCGAUUCUUCUUGAUGAAAACUUUACUUACUGACGGACGAGCAGGUCUUGAUAUCUAAGGGGUGGGAGGGGAGGAACCACGAUUGGCCGACGGCAAGGAAGCCCAAAGUGUCCGCCGUCGACAUCUUUGUUGAGUGGUCUUGUCCUCUCUUCCCCUCGGCUCUUGUGUCACGGUAGAUCAAGAGACGGACAGAACUCCGGCGAUCAAGGUGCUCUCUAUUUCUCUUGUUCCCCCCCAUUUAGAGUUGGCCAAACGGGCAAAGGGGGGGUUAAAGAUUCGGCCGUUGCGGUGGGUGGUUCGGCCGGCUGAUCUACCGCGAGAUGGACAGCUAAACACGAAGAGUUUCGGACGUUAGUUGAUUGAUGCUCACCUAUUCUUGUCUAACCCGUCAAAGAAGUGAAUGAUGGAUGGGUGGGUAGGUGGGUGAGAGAGGAGACAACAGGGGAUAGAGCGUCUGGUCCGGAAGACAAGCCGGGGCUGUCUUGAUUUGAUAUCAAUUGGAAGAGGAAAAUCGUUUCCCGCGGCAAGUAAGGUUUGACCGACGGCCGUUCUGGAUCCUCUUGUAGACGGAGCAGGAUGGAUGGAUGGGUGGAUGGACGGGCGGGACCUGAAUGAUACGUCCGUACCGGGGGAGGCCGGAGGAGGAGGAGAAGAUCCAGUCAUCCCACCCGGGCUCGGAGGGGAAAAGCGUGGGAAGGUGAGGGAGGUGAGAGUGGGCUCGGUGAAGGUGGUGUGGAUUAGGUGUGGUGGAGAAAUAGAGAGGCCGACACGGAAGAAAGCAAGAUGUAUGAGGAAUAGGAUUCAGGACGGGAGAGACGCCGUGGAGGGGAUGAGAGGAUGGUGGGCUCAAGAAG